Molecule: messenger RNA, 3203 nt
Organism: Linum trigynum
Lineage: Eukaryota; Viridiplantae; Streptophyta; Magnoliopsida; Malpighiales; Linaceae
Source: the annotation of a GenBank genome assembly
UACUCGCAUUGAUAAGAAGAAAAGUUCUUAAAGCCGGCUAUCGAUAUCGAAGUGCAGAAGCUAGCUAGGAAAUAGCAAGCUAAGCUUAGGCAGAGAAAAUCAUCAAUAACUAUGAGGCUGGAGAAGAUGAUCCUGAACAGGUUGAAGAAGAAGCAGCUGAUGGGAGAAUCCUCGACGAUUACAUGCAGUGGCACUAGCUCGAGCGCAAGCAGUCGUAGCAGCAACAGCAGUAAGGCAUCAUCUUCCUCGAGUUUCUUCAAAUGCUUCUCUUCUUCUCCACCGCCGUUUUCUUCCUCCGAUCAUCAUCAUCUUCCUCCUACCGACGAUCAAAGCAGCAGCGCCGGCGUACGACGUCCCAAAGCCGGCCAAGGGAGAGGAAGAGUGGACGAAAAGGCAACGAUUUUUGAAAAUGUGCAAACGUUUACGUUCAACCAGCUGGACAUGGCCACCGAUCGCUUCCAUCCAUCCAAAAGGAUUGGAGAAGGUGGUUUCGGCUCCGUUUAUAAGGGAAGGUUAGAGGACGGGACACCGGUGGCAAUAAAAGUCCUGUCAGCGGAGUCAAGGCAAGGAGACCGUGAGUUCAUGUCCGAGCUGGCAACCCUGUCCCACGUCACCCACGACAACUUGGUCCACCUCAUCGGCGGCUGCGUCGACGGGCCACGUCGGAUGCUGGUCUACGAGUACAUGGAUAACGGCAACCUCGCCCAGAACCUGCUGGACAACAAGACCACAUUGUUGAACACCUGGGAAGUAAGGAAAGAAAUCGCGCUGGGGAUCGCGGCGGGCCUUGCCUACUUGCACGGGGAGAUCCAUCCACGUAUAGUCCACCGCGACAUCAAGCCCACCAACAUCUUACUGGACCUGGACCUCAGGCCCAAGAUCUCAGACUUCGGCCUGUCCAAGUUCUUCCCCGACGACGACAUCACCCACAUUACCACCCGAGUCGCCGGCACAUUAGGGUAUCUGGCGCCGGAGUACGCAAUCAGCGGGCACCUGACGAGGAAGCUGGACGUGUACAGCUUCGGCGUGUUGCUUUUGGAGAUCGUGAGCGGGAAAACGGUUGUGGACUUUGAUCAAACACUUGGUGAGCAGUACUUCCUCGUGGAGAGGGCGUGGCAGAUGUACAAAUCCGACCAAAUGAUUCAGCUGGUGGAUCCCAUCAUGCUGAAGGACGGGGAAAAUUCAGGGUUCGAGGAAGAAGCAGAGAGGUUCCUCGUAGUGGCUCUGCUUUGCCUCCAGCAGAAGAGCAGCCUGCGGCCCACCAUGUCCGCGGCUCUGAAAAUGAUGAAUGGGACGAAUGAGGACGGUGACGUCGUGGAGAUUAUGGAGCCUGGGCUGAUAGGAGACUUCAUGGCCGUCAAAAUUGGCCGCCGCCAACAAGACAAGCAGAAGAGUUCCACCGCUACUACGACCACAGAAGGAGCUGCCAGUGUUUUGUAAUCAGCCACAUCCUCAAUUCGUGACUUGUAGCUUUCUCAUAGACAAUAUAAUUUACAUUCUAUCCUUUAUUAUUUUGAUUUUUAGGUUGGCUUGUUAGUGGGGUGGAAAGGGAUUGUGGGUAGUGGUUUUUCUAGCUAUUUUCUUGACAUUCCUCAUGAGGAAAAUCUUUUGUCCGUUUAUUAUUUUGUAACGGUUGUGCUUGAUAAGACUGUUUAGUAAGUUAUGAGGUCGUUUUGAUUUUGGUAACGACCCCAUUUAUAUGACCAAUUCUUUUUAGCAGUAGACGACGUAUUUCAUCAUGUAUUUUCAAGAUUGAAAUGGGAGGUUUCCUAAUGUUGGACUCAUAAAAGUUUCAGAUUCAAGUUUUUGAGAAAGUGAUCAUGUUGGAUAAAUAGAGAUAAUUAAUUCAGCUAUCAUUUUUAGUUUUUGUUUGGUUUGAAAAGAAGCAUGUAUGAAAAAAAAAGGAAAAUGUCACUUUGGCACAAAGAAGCCUGGGUGAGAAUUGGACGUAGCUAUAUAUUUAAAACAGAAUUCUGAUCUUGUGAUUGUGGAAAAUCAGACUUGGUUUUAUUGAUGUACAACAAUCACAAAUAUUUACAAAUACAAUGAGUUUCUGUAGCAACAUAGCAACAGAAAGUUACUCACGUUCCACAGAAGUAGUAACUCAAACAUAGUGGAAGAAAUAAGGAAAUAAAAAGGUUUUUAUUUACUAUCUCUAAUACGCCCCCGCAAGACGGAUGACGUAUAUACGACUCCGAUCUUGGAUCGAAGAAGAAGGUUACGAAUGGAGGGUAGAGGCUUGGCGAGAGCAUCAACGAGUUGGUGAGCCGUGGGAAUGUAGUAGACACGGAGACGACCAGCCUGAACCAGUUGACGCACAAAGUGAUCAUCCAAGGCAAGGUGCUUCAUGCGAGAAUGAAGGAGUAGGUUGGAGUUGAAGUAAGUAGCACCAAGGUUGUCAGAAUACAGAGUCGAUGGAGAAGGUAGAGGUUGAUGAAGCUCAACGAGUAAAUUCUGAACCCAUCCCAAUUUGGCUGUGGCAUGGGCAAUGACGCGUUACUCCACCUCGGUACUAGAACGAGCCAACAUGCAUUGUUUUUUAGAUCGUCGGGAAGCGAGAGUAGAGCCAAGAUAGAUAAGAUAACCAUAGGUAGAAGAGAGUUCAUCUAGAUUGUCGGCCCAGUCCGAAUCAGCAAAGCUAGAUAAAGAGAGCGAGCCAGGUGAGCAACGAAUAGAGAGGCCAUAUGUCCGAGUGCUAGAGACAUAACGAAGAAGCCGCUUGACACAUUGCCAAUGAUAAGUGGAGGGUGUGUGCAUGUACUGAGAGAGCUUGUUGAUAAAGUAGGCAAUGUCUGGGCGAGUGUAGACAAGAUACUGAAGAGCGCCGAUAAUCCGACGAUAGCGCGUAGCAUCAGUAGGGGGCUUCCAUCAGUGAGAGUGAGAGAAGUGGAGGCAGUCAUGGGAGUGUGAACAACCUUAGCGUCGGUCAUGAGAAAACGUUGGAGAAUGUCGACCAUAUACUUAUGCCAAGAAAUAAUUAACCUCACCAAGUGCCUUGAGAGAAAAUCAAUGAGAGAGAGCCUGCUGAAAAACUGUGAGUGUCUCCUCAUCAUUUUCGGUGGCGAUGAGGAGUAAAUUAUGAACAUACACAAAAAAGUAGAGGAGGGUGUGCCCCUGGGAAUAAACAAACAAGGAGACACCCUCCAACCCCAUGAAGGCCUAGAACGGGCCUGCGCCUCUAAGAAUGAACAAUCCGGAAAGUA